ACGUCCCUGCCGCCUUCAGGCGCCGGGUCGGGUGCGACGCCCGGGCCGGGACGAACGCGGGUUCGCCCUUCCCCCGGUGAGGGACCGCCGUUCACCGCCGCCCCGCCGGGCCCGGCGCGGCCUCACCCGAGGGGCCGAGGGAAAAUGGAGGCGGCGGCGGCGGCGAGCGCGGGGGGCGGAGCGGGCGAGCCGCGACCUCCCGGCGGGCGGAGCGGCCGCGCUUCCGCUUCCUGCGGGAUGGAGGCGGCGCGGCGGCCGCUGCCGCUCCUGCGGCUGCUGCUCCCGCUGCUGGCGGCGGCGCUGGGCGCGGCGGGGCGCGGCGACCCCGGGCCCGUCACCUGCGGCUCCGUGGUGAAGCUGCUCAACGUGCGGCACAACGUGCGGCUGCACUCGCACGAUGUGCGCUACGGCUCCGGCAGCGGGCAGCAGUCGGUGACCGGGGUGUCGGCGGCGGAUGACGGGAACAGCUACUGGCGGGUGCGGGGCCGCACGGCCGCCGUGUGCCAGCGGGGCACGCCGGUGCGCUGCGGGCAGGCCAUCCGCCUCACGCACCUGGGCACCGGCCGCAACCUGCACAGCCACCGCUUCGCCUCGCCGCUCUCCGGCAACCAGGAGGUGAGUGCAUUCGGGGAGGCCGGCGAGGGCGACUACCUGGACGACUGGACAGUGGUGUGCAGCGGGACCUACUGGGUGCGGGACGACGAGGUGCGCUUCCAGCACACCUCCACCGACGUCUUCCUCUCGGUGACCGGCGAGCAGUACGGGCGGCCCAUCCACGGGCAGAAGGAGGUGCACGGCAUGGCCGCCUCCAGCCAGAAUAACUACUGGAAGGUGAUGGAGGGCAUCUUCAUGCAGCCCAGCGAGGCCUUCCAGAUGGAGCAGUACCACGCGGAGUUGUGAGGGACAGACAGACUGAUGCUGAGCUUCUGGGCGCUGCCCUGCUGUGUUCAGGACUGCUGAGACCAGGGGAUGGCUCCUGUCCCCACCCUGGGACUGACACACACCCAGGACUGACACACACUGCUGACACAGGGCCCCAGCACAAAGCAGAUCCCGAUGUCCUGAAUUCAAACUGGAGCAGAUUCCAUUGCCCCAAAUCUGACACUAAACAAGCCCCAGCGUCCAGACCUGACCCAAAGCAGCUCCCAACAUCCUAAAAACCCAAAGCAGCUCCCAACAUCCUAAAAGCACUACAGAGCAGAUCCCAACGUACCCACAACAGAGCCAAACAUCCUAGAUCGGCACAAAACAGGUCCGAACAUCCCAAAUUAGCACAAAGCCAAGCCCAGCAUCCAGACCUGAUCCAGAACAAAUUCCCAAGCUCCCACCCUGUCCCUUUGCAGCCCGUUCUGUCCAAGGACCCUGCCCUUAAAGGACUGCUGUCCCUGGGAGCUGUACCCCUGGCUGUACCCCAAACUGCCCCUCGUGCCCUGCAAGGACGUGGGGCCAUAAAAGUGCUGAACUCUG
Passer montanus (Eurasian tree sparrow) is the source of this 1467-nucleotide messenger RNA. It is a transcript of the gene SDF2, whose product is annotated as stromal cell derived factor 2. The record is from RefSeq and is a predicted model, not a curated record. The transcript is spliced from 3 exons. The coding region runs from base 145 to 900 and encodes 251 amino acids. NCBI's taxonomy places the organism in Eukaryota, Metazoa, Chordata, Aves, Passeriformes, Passeridae.